GGCGUAGGAAAAGAUGGUAGUAGGGCAUUAAAAAAAAUAAUAACAAUUUAAUCGUUUCAUUAUUGGGUGUUAACCAUACUAGUCAUUUAAACAAGCGGUUUUAUUUUCGUUUAAAACAAUGAAUUUUUCUUGGUGAAUUAAAUUAUAAGUCUGUGCUCCUUCGUUAAACUUUCCGUAUAAUGAUUCACAUCAUCGAUUUCUUUCUUGCCAGAUAGUAUACAUUUGUGGUGAAUCGCAUGAUCAUUAUACAAAAUGAAUCUCAUACCAGCUUUAUUGCUUUUUCAAUCAAUAGUUCUAAUUCAUACAGUAUUAGGAAUAGCUCCAUCUCCUCCGCGUAUUGUCAAGCAACCGCCCACCGGUGAAUUAUUGUUUCAAGUAGCUACAAAUCCGACAGAAAAUGACAGACCUUUUUUCAUUGAAUGUGAAGCGGAAGGAGAACCAGUCCCAACAUAUCACUGGAUUAAAAAUGGUAAACCUUUCGAGUGGAAUGUUUACGAUGAUCGUAUAUCUCAACAGCCUGGUCGAGGAACUUUGGUGGUAAACCGUCCUAGAAACGAAGAUCUUGGUCAGUAUCAGUGUUUUGCGAAGAAUACUUGGGGUAUAGCUACAUCGAAUUCGGUUUUCCUCCGUAAAGCUGAAUUGAAUUCGUUCAAAGAAGGACAGCCCACUUUGAAAGAAGCACGCGAAGGUGAACCGUUUAAAUUAUCGUGCCAGCCUCCCGAUGGUUGGCCGAAGCCGAAUGUCUACUGGCUAAUACAAGAUGCCAGCGGUCAGUUUAUAAACAUUAAUAAUUCCCGGAUAACAUUGGAUCCCGAAGGUACCUUAUGGUUUUCGAAUGUCACCAGAGGCGAUGAGUACGAAGAUGCGAUGUAUGCUUGCGCAGCUACUUCGCAUUUCAGAAAUGAAGUUAAACUUGGAAAUAAAGCAAUAUUAAAAGUACAUCAAACUGGUUCAGCUCCAGGACAAAACAAAAUUCCUCCGCAACGGCAGUACGCCACUAGAAGAAAAGAAGUCGCGAUACGGGAUAAAAAAGCACAAUUAUAUUGUAUUUUCGGUGGAACACCUUUGCCUCAAACCGUUUGGUCUAAAAAUGGUAAAGCUUUAAUCACUUCAGAUCGCAUUUCGCAAGGAAAUUACGGUAAAAGCAUAGAAAUCAAGCAUGUCACGCAGGAUGACGAAGGAGAUUAUACUUGCGAAGUGAGCAACGGUGUCGGUGAACCGCAAUCGUACACCAUUAAUUUGAGCGUUUUGGCCGAACCCUAUUUUACGGAAGAACCGGAAAACGUUCAUGCUGCCGAGGAUGAAACUGCCGAAUUUUAUUGUAAAGCUUCUGGAAACCCGGAACCGCAAAUUUAUUGGAUAUAUAACGGAAAACCUAUAGCAGAAGCUCCACCAAAUCCUAGACGCAAAGUUUCUACUAAUUCUAUUAUAAUCGAAAGAUUACAAAAAACCGAUACCGGCAAUUAUGGUUGUAACGCUACCAACAGCUUGGGAUAUGUUUACAGAGACGUAUUUGUCAAUGUAUUAGCCAUGGCUCCGGAUAUCAUCGAACCUCCUCGAGACGAAGAAACAGUUGACGGGCUUACGGUGACAAUGAAAUGUCGUGUGGUUGGUUCGCCAAAACCUCAGAUUAAAUGGAUCAAAGAUGAUAUCGAAUUGACCGGAGGUCGAUUUACCAUUUCGAAAACCGGUGAUUUGGAGAUAACCAAUGUCGGAUUUACCGAUAUAGGAAAAUACAUGUGUUACGCUCAGAAUAAAUUAGCAUCGGUGAACGCGACCGGAAGCUUACAAGUUCGACAACGCACGCAAAUUAAAGCCGGAAUGGGUCCCGUUGAUUACGAAGUAAAAGCUGGAGAACCGGCUACGUUUAGGUGCGCAGCUCAAAAAGACGACUCGUUAGAACUGACAAUCGAUUGGCAGCGUAAUGGACAAAUCAUUGACUUCGAAUCUGAACCACGUUUUGUUCGAACGAACGAUUACUCUUUGACAAUCACGAAAACUACUGAAUUAGAUUCUGGAACGUACACGUGCGUUGCUAGCACACGUUUAGAUAAUGCUACUGCUCAAGCUACGUUAAUCGUUCAAGAUAUCCCGAAUGCUCCAAAGUUGGCUAACGUAGCGUGUAACGCGAAAGAUGCUGAUAUUACUUGGAUGCCAAUGGGUGACAACCGAGCACCUAUUUUAAAUUACGUUAUUCAGUACAAUACUACUUUUACUCCAGAUACAUGGGAUACAGCUCAUGAUUCGGUUCCAGCUUCGGAUACUACGUACAAAGUUAAAAUGACACCUUGGGCAAAUUACACAUUCAGAGUAAUUGCUAAGAAUAAAAUUGGACCUUCUCCGCCAUCAGCACAUUCCGGUAUCUGUCGCACUGAUCCUGAUGUUCCGUAUAAGAACCCAGACAACGUGGUUGCUCAAGGUACUGAACCUUCCAAUUUGGUGAUAUCGUGGACGCCUAUGCCAAAAAUCGAACACCACGCUCCUCGUUUCUAUUACGAAGUUUGGUGGAAAAGAGAUAUACCCGGUAGUAAAUGGGACAAUGUUGCCAUAUCGAAAUGGGAGGUAGGAGAACACACAGUAAUCGGUACACCGACUUUUGAAAAAUACUUAGUCAAGGUUAUCGCCGGCAACGAACUUGGCCAAGCAAGAGUUAUCCCUGUAGAAGUCGAAGGGUAUUCUGGAGAAGAUGUACCAAUCGAAGGUCCGAAGAAUUUAAUCCUGGUACAAAACAUAUCAGCUACUACUGCGAAUGUAUCUUGGCAGGGUGUGGCCAAAGAGUCGAUGAGAGGGCAUUUCAAAGGAUACAGGAUACAAAUGUGGCCGGAUUACGAUCAACUGACAAGUAGAAUAAAAGAAGUGCUGAUACCUAAUAACGUCACCACUGCCAUCAUCGAUAAAUUAACUCCAAAUACCAGAAACAAAGUCCGAAUUUUGGCGUAUAAUGGAAAAUACAACAGUGCACCUAGUGAUGAUUUAAUUAUCGUUACUCCCGAAGGAGUACCCGAUGCCGUCCAAUCUUUAGAAGCAAUACCGUUAGGUAGUUCUGCGUUUUAUUUAAUUUGGAAACCUCCUAUCGAAACGAAUGGUGCCUUGACCGGAUACAAAAUCUAUUACCAAACCGUUGUUGGAACCGAAUUGGGUCCUUUACAAGAACGUCAUCCGCAAAUCGACGAUCCUAAUAAGACACGUGCCAAAUUAGCUGGCUUGGAACCAGGUACCAAGUACAGGAUUCAUAUCAAUGCUACUACUCGUGCUGGCGAAGGAGAAAAGUUCUCAAUUGAACAAAGAACCAGAGGAACUUUGAGCUCUCCACCAGUCAAACCAGAUUUUGAAGUUGAACGCUUUUACGUAGAUUCUGACAUUUUCUCAUCAGUGAAAGUCUCUUGGUUCCCAUGCGGUUAUUACAGAGAUCUCAGUACUUGUUCUGAAAAAUCGGUUGGAUCUCAUUUCUACGUUAAAUAUAGAUUAAAAGGCGAACCUCGAUUUGACCAAAUUACCGAAAUUAGCGAAGAUUACGUUAUCGUGCGGAGUUUAAGACCGAACGAAGUAUACGAAUUUAUUGUCGGUUCCGUCGAUGGUAAUUAUACUUCGGAAUCCGAUCCCAGAGAUGUUGAAACAUACGCAUCAGCCGACAAUCCUAUCGUACAAGCUAAAGAAAACAUGGCCACUGCCGGAUGGUUCGUCGGCAUGAUACUAGCUAUCGCAUUUCUCAUACUCGUCCUCAUACUGGUAUGCUUAGUGAAGCGUAACCGAGGCGGUAAGUACGUUGUACACGAGCGAGAAGCUGUAAACGGAAGACACGAUUACCCCGAAGAACCUGGUUUCCACGAAUAUUCGCAGCCGCUGGGUGGCGCUCCUCGUACCCGUGACUCAUUAAGUAGUGAAAAGAAACCAUCUCCGGAGAGUGAUACAGAUUCGAUGGCUGAGUUCGCCGAAGGUGAUACCGAUGGAAUGAACGAAGACGGGUCAUUUAUUGGCCAAUAUGGAAGGCAAAAAAGAGCUGGUGAAACCGCAUCUGCGGGAUUUGCUACGUUGGUGUAGAUCAGCUCGUUUUACCGAAGAUGGUUCUUUCAUUGGUCAGUAUGGCCACGGGAGUAGGAAACCUAACGAACAACAAUCUCCUUCUGCCAUUGCUACCUUCGUUUAAACGAAUCUCGUUCUUGUUUUAAUAAUUAUAGAAUUCGUCAUUAUUUUCACUUUAAUUUUAAUAAUUUUUGUUGUGAUGUUUUGCUUACGUUUAAAAAAAUGUAGAUUUACCUACGUUAAUUUUCCAGUAUUGACCAAAAUAUCGUGUGUGGUUAUUAUUAUUAUUGAAAAAAAAAAAAAUGAUGAAAAAAAAUAGAAAACAAAAAGAGCAAAAGCUAUUAGAGAGCUUUCCUUGUACUUCUUGCUUUCAGCGUUCCAAGCUAACUACGGUGUGUACAUACUGCCAAUUUAUUGUAUCUCUUUUUUUAUUCGUUAGUGAGAAGGUUUUUAUAUUUUAAGUUUUUAAUGUACUUGUAUUAUUCGAUGAAACAAUUGAAAUUGUAAUCCACGAGGUUAGAGCGAUUUUAGAAAUCGAUUAGUUUUUGGGUUUCCGUUAUUCUCUAACUUUAAUAUUUUUCGGUAAUGAUUAAUUUGUUCGAUUGGAAAAUUAACGAGUAAUUUUCAAAAUUAAAAUUUAUUAUUUUUUAAAACAUCUAACACUUCUCACGACUUACACGCCUUGCGAUUUUUAUUUUCGUUUAUUUUAUGUUUUAAAUCACUUUUUUUACUUUUUUAUUAUUUUUAACGUGAACUCGUAUCGGUAGAUUUUUUUCCUUUUUUUGUGUUAACAGAAUUAUUAUUUUGUUUCUAACCGAAUCUCUUCGUGUCAAUUCUCGACAUAAUUUUUUUUUAAUCGUAUCGUUAACAAAUUGGUCGUUUUUUCAACGUCCAAAAGUACUUUUUUUUAAUGCCUAACUUGGACGGUCUUAGAUGAUCAUUUUUUUCCUUUCUUUGUAUAGAGAAGAAACAUUCGAACUAGUCGGUUUUUAACCUUUUUCUUUUUUUUUACCCAUACAAGUUUCAAUUGUUCGAUGGUUCUGAGGUGACAAAUUAUUCAACCGCAUCGUCUGAAUGUGAAUUUCGUCACAAAAAUUUCUUCCAACAUUCUAUUAAUGUACUUUUAACUGUGAUAAAAAUACGAAAAGAGAAGUUUGUGUUUUGUUUGAAAUCUUUUUUUAAAUUAUUAUUUCUUAUUUCGAACGACGUAGUGGUAUCUAUGUAAGCUUUUUUACGUAUCUUUUAUUUUUCUCUUUAAAAAUUUGAGUUUUGAAAUUUUCAAGUAGAGCAGAGGUCCUUUAAAAGAGCUAAUGUAAAAAAUAUCGAACAUAAUCGUAUCAAUAGCAUUGUUGUAUUGUUGCUUUUAUUUAUAAAAAAAAUAUUACGAGUGUGAAAUUUGAAAAAAAUAACGUGUUAUUCGCUAUACUAUUACGUUUCAUGUUAUUAUUAUAAAUUUUACGAACAGGGUUGUUAACGUAUGCUUUAAUGUGUGUAUGUGUGGUUUUUUUUCUAUUUUCUUCUUUUUUUUUUUUGUUACAUUGUUGUUGAUCAUGUUUUAGCACUAUGCUUAAUCAGAUAUCGGUAUUGUUGUUAAUUUUUAAGCCAUCAGUUAUAACCAUCUUUUUGCCUGUAUUAGUUACAAUCUUGUUGGUCUCUCGAGUAUUAUUCGUUCAUUUCGUGGCGGUUUAGAUUGUUAAUUUGUGCAAUAAGCAUUUUUUUUUCUUUUGGGACUGAAAUAUUUGAGAGUUUUUCUCAAAACAUUUCUGAAGAGGUAGCUUUGCUUUAUGUUGCUAUUUUAGGGACCAAGAUUUACUCUUUAUUUGAUCGGUCGUUGGAUGCAUUUUCUCUCCAAAAUUAUAACUUUCUUGUUUUCCAUGAACACUACGUAUAGAUUCAAAAAUCAAUGUUUACAAAUUUAUAAUUUACGGCUCAAUAUUUCAAAUUGCGAUCAAAAUUUAUUAUAAAAUUGUGUUCAAAAUUCAAUCGUAGUUGAUAAGGUGAUUAUGUAGUGACGAAAUUGAAUCUCAUUUCCAUGGCCAGGUCUCUCUCUUUCCCUCUCCGAUUUUCACGUAUCGGUGAAAUGUGAUUUUUGACGUCGGCAUUUUCUGAUGUAAAUUACAUUUUUCCUGCCUCACUCGUCCCUUCCUUUUCCUGUUUUUCUUAAUCAUCGUGUAAAUAUACCUUAUUUGUUUUAUAAAGUGGCUUUAACGAAAACUCGAAACAUCACCGUUUUUUAUGUGUUCUUGUGAAUUGUAUCGUCGUGUUGUUUCGACUUACACGUGUGUCACUUUGUGUUACUGUGCAAAAGACGUGAUAUUUUUUUGACUCGUUGGCCUUUUUUGUUUCUAUUGCGUGAAAGCUUCGAUAGCAAUACGACGUAUUGGAAAAAUAACACGUCUUUGGCUUAUGUAGUUUGAAUGUUACGUGCAUCGUAAUUAGUGCCUUAUGAGUCUUCAUUUUCUUUUUCUAAGCUAUCGCGUGUUUUUUAGUGCAUUUCCCGCUUAUUAUUCAUUUACCCAGGUUUUGGUAGUAUUAUUAACUUGUAACAAAAUCAGUAUUCUCCUACGUUAUUUUUUUUUUCUUUAUUUAUUUCGUUCUUCGUUUUGCUUUUUGAUAUGUGUACCAACUUUCUGUAUCGUAGGUUUUAUAGAGUUUUUAUUUGUAUUAAAAAAAAGUAUUUUUUUGUAGGAAAUUGAGAGUUACUUUUAUGUUUUUACGUGUAUAUUUUUUUUAAGUUUUAAUUUAUUCGGAGUAUUGUAAAUAUAGCGACUUUUUAUGUUUAUUCAGCAGAAAUACUUAUUUAAUUUUUAUCAAAUGCACGCUUUUAUACAUUCCAUAUUUAUUCGUUUUUAUUAGUUUCUAACGUACCCAUUUUUUUCGUUUUCGUUUAUUUUUUUUUCAAUUUUUUUUUUUUACUUUGUUACAUCUUCAAUGAUAGCCUUUACGUAUCAAGAUUAUUUAAUUGUCGCACCAUAAUGUAAUAAAACAUCUGUUAAAAACACCUACCUAUAUGUUAUGUUUAGAGUAUGCAAUUUUUGACAGCCGAAAUAAAAUUCUUGUAAUGAAAUUGAA
Messenger RNA from Planococcus citri (citrus mealybug), 7095 nucleotides. RefSeq names its product Neuroglian (gene Nrg). Gene Ontology annotation, biological process: axon guidance; brain development; cell-cell adhesion. Gene Ontology annotation, molecular function: cell-cell adhesion mediator activity; cytokine receptor activity. Gene Ontology annotation, cellular component: axon; plasma membrane. The record is from RefSeq and is a predicted model, not a curated record. The transcript has 23 exons. NCBI's taxonomy places the organism in Eukaryota, Metazoa, Arthropoda, Insecta, Hemiptera, Pseudococcidae. Bases 253 to 4041 code for a protein of 1262 amino acids.